GACAGUUGUGCAUUAUUCUGAAAACUCGGUAGACUCAAUGGGUAGACUGCAGAGAAACGUCAAUCAAUUUUGUUUUGGUUACUUUGAUCUUUGACGUCUCUAAGAAAAAUAAUUAUGCUUUGUUUCUAAUACCGUGAAAUUGUGAAAAUAGUUUGUUUAUUACGUAUUUAACUCAAUUUAGUGGUAGAUAGACGUUUUUAAAAAUGGAAGUGGAUCAGUUUGCCCUUGAACUAGCUUAUCCAGCUGAAGUUUCACGGCUACCGCUGAUUGACGAGUCUUCGGCGCUGGGGCCGCAAGCUCCGAAAGACAGGUUAAUUGCGGUGCUAGACCAGGUGGAGAUGCGAGUGGAAAGGCUCCGGAAAGACACUGUGCGCAUUGAAGAAGAGAAGGAUUCCUUGCUUUCCACCCUGGACAGUAUCAAGCACUCAGAACUACUCACAGACAUAUCAGAAUGCGAUAAGGACGACAUCACGCGGUACGCUGACCGCAUCCUCGCGCGCGCCAUGACCGUGGAGGUGGCCGUGCGCACCGACCGCGACUCCCAGCAGGAGGAGGCGCUUCAUCAGGUGAACAUGUACAUAGACCAGCUGGUGAUGUCGGUGCACGACGACGCGGUGGUGGCGCACUCGCGCUGCCAGACGUACAUGAACGCGUGCACCUCCCAGCCCGACCCCACCUCCGGCACCGACAAGAACUUCGAGACGGCCAUCCUCGGCUGCACCCUCGACGACCAGAAACGAAUCAAGAAACGCCUCCAAGGUCUCCUGGACUACUUCGCGAAGCUAAAUGUGACUUCUUACUCGUGAGUGGCGGAUGAACUCGCGAACAGACUUGUCCUAAACUGAUCUACUGCCAGCUUCCUUGUGCGUGGACCUGUGACAUACGUUCCGUUUCACGCAUACGUGUUUUUUCAUGCAUGACAUUAGUGCGGUAUGUUUUGUAUUUUUUUACGUUGUCAAAAUAAUAGUUUCUUUGUAUCCAACUGGGGAUUAAUUUUUGUAUCGUUAGGCUUAGAACAGAAACGAGCCGUUUCCUUGUAUGAUAAGAUUUAAAAGUUUUGGUACCUGAAUAAAUUAUUAAAACAAAUGCGAUUGGCUAGUUAUUUUAUUUUGCAUGAAAUUGUACGUAUGUUAAAUAUAUUUAGUUGUUGAAAGUUAUAAACCCCGCGGAAUGUCGGGGUCCACAUACAAUGGUAUAUUCGCUUUGGCAUAUGUGAUAAAUUCCUUAUAAAUGUUAUUUGUAGCCAUUCCACGUCUGUGCGAUGACGUAUAUUCACCAUAUUAGCUACUUAUCAAUGAAAACUUUAAAAGGAUAUAAUUUGAUUAUUAUUGAUACUGCACCUUAUAUCUUUAACUAUUGAAGCUACUUUUUCCAUUACAAUAUUGACGAGCUACGCAUCCUACCGACUUUGCAUUUAAUGUUAAUUAUACCAACACCACUAUAUACAUAGGAUUUACUGAAUUUAUACCAAUUCAGUGUUUAAAUAUAAAUCCUAUAUGUAAUGUAUAAAAUGCAUAUGAAAAUGUGCUAAUAGUACAUAAUGUAAUUAAUAUUGUUGCGUUUGUUUGUUUUAAUUAUGCUUCUUCGCUAAUGUAAACUCAAUCUUGGUAAAUUAUAAACAAUGUUGUUUUUCAUUGACAUAGCCACAAUCGGUAAAUAAUCUCAAUCUCUACCUUUCGAUCGAUUUCGAGAAUAUCUAAUCAAAAUUAUCUGUAGGCAUGUCAAAACUCAUCGUGAUUGGUCCAUUUUGGUUAUAGAUCUGAAGUUAGCGAUUGUAAUUAUUUAUAUAUUUUUUCCGUUAAGUAAUAAUUUACAUUUUGAUCUAAAUUUUACUUCAGAAAAUAAAAUAAGUACACUAUAGUUGACCUAAAAUGCAAUUCAAUGUAUUAUUGUUGUGCUUAAUUAUGUUUGAAUAUCAGUCUUGUAAUUGAUUUAGCAUUUCCAAUAAAGCUGCUGUCAUAGCCGCCUUGAAGUUAGGUACGAACCCUCCAUCUGACGUCAUCCCUUAGCAAUGCCAACCUCAGGGUAUUUCGGAUGUGCCUACGCAGAUUCUUAGACGGCAAAUAAAAAAAAAACACAGUUCCCUUAGUCUCCAAAAGCUAUGACUUUGAACUAUGAUGUUGAUUUUCUGGUGGUAAAGGAUUUGAAUCCGUUCGAAUGACCACCGUACAUAAGGCGUAAAACUCGCUAUGAUGGCCUACGUGUGUUGCGUUCCGGGAUCAGCCUGUGUAUAUCCGGUUUCAAAGAAACAUAAUACGAGGGAUAACCAUCUCUCGUCAAUAAUAUAACACUCUAUGUGGACCCCACUUUGCUUAUUAACAGGUGCAGUGGAGUCACAUUGGUGUAUCCCUAUAAAAAUCUUGAAUAACUACACACAUGUCAUGAGCGUUUGUCCGAUAUUUGUCUAUAUGGAAUACAAAUGCUUGUAUUACAUACAAAAUGUAAUUACUGUUGUAAACACUUUUUGAAUUUAUAUUUUGUCUCUUACAUUUUGGUGCUUAGAAAUGAACAAUGAGAGAGAUACAACUAAUCACUUAUUAGUCUUACAUUAAUCAAUUGGAAGGGUAAAUUUAUAUUUGGAAUUAAUUUUGAUGUGCAGAACUUUAGUGUAAACAUUUUUAAUUCCAGCUCAAUCACUGAUCGAAUUAAUUAAAUCAAGUUUUAAACAAAACAUUUUAUAUAACUUCCCACUUCCCAGUGAACGAGCACGCUUUCGGCUUUCGCUAUAAAAACAUUGAUGUGCAAAUUUAAAAUAAGACUUUUUAAUUACAAUCUAUUUUAAAAUUGUAGUAAAAUAUUAAUAUCAUUUUUAUGCUUUUUUUUGUAAAUGUGUUAUAUAAUAGAACGUGUGAUAUUGAAGAGACUUGCUUGGAAAUUAUUUUUAAAUAUAAAUUUGCAUUUUAACGAUCUAAUGUUAUUGUUCCCAAGGCUGUUCAGAGGAUAAAAAUAUUUAAAACUGUUAUGUUACAAUUCUUUUUUCAAAUUGAAGUUCAAAAGUUUGCGUCCCCAGCAUUUAGCGUGGUAUUUGACGGUGCAUAGUGAUAGCAUUUUUUGCGACCAGGCAGCAUUUUAUGGUGGGAUGAUUCAUGACACUCUUUUUCGAUGACCAGUCUUUUAAAUCCACCUUUUAUCUAUUUAUUGUGUGGUACAAAACUAUGUUUAAAAAUAUAUAAGUAAUAUAUAUUAAUAUAAUUAUCGUAAUUACUUGAUAGUAAUUGAAAUAUUAAAAUCUAAAUUUAACUAAAACACGAUACUGAACAACCAAUAGCUUAAGACUUUUGUAGAAGGGAAACCUCCAUAAAAUAUUACUGAAUCUGAGAGAAUUUAUGGUACCUACUACACAGAUGGCCACAUAUCUAAUAUACUUAAAAAUAUUUUGAACAAUAGACCGUGUAAGACCACAUGCUAUUCAUAUCUAGCUUUAUUUUGUGAAAAUGCGAAAUAGCCUUUUAUUAGUUAGGAAGCAAAUUGUUACCUAUCUUAUUAUUUAAUAAUAAACUAGAUACCAAUG
Messenger RNA from Manduca sexta (tobacco hornworm), 3511 nucleotides. RefSeq names its product BAG family molecular chaperone regulator 2. The record is from RefSeq and is a predicted model, not a curated record. Lineage: Eukaryota; Metazoa; Arthropoda; Insecta; Lepidoptera; Sphingidae. Gene Ontology annotation, molecular function: adenyl-nucleotide exchange factor activity; protein-folding chaperone binding. The coding region runs from base 204 to 806 and encodes 200 amino acids. The transcript has 4 exons. Gene Ontology annotation, biological process: protein stabilization.